AUGGCCCGGACUUCCUGGAGCGUCUGCCUCAGACACCUGUUGGCCGCUCGGAGAUGGACCGCCCUUGCACUCACCGUGCCGCUCCUAUUGCUUCUAAUACACCAGACAAUCCUUCCACUCCUCGUCUUGCUAUUUCCCGCACUCGAACCGACAUUCUUUGACCUCGGACUGUACGGCGCCUAUCCCUCGCAGCAUUUUGCAACCUUCCCUCUCUGCGCACCACAACCGAAACACAUACGAUGGAACGAGAAAUGUGACAACGGCCUGAUCUUGAUGACCCCCAACGGGCCCUCGGUGGAGAGACCGGGCCCCAUGAUCUUGGACUCCAAGGGCGAAUUGGUGUGGAUGUCAGACGACUUUGGCACAACCGCAAAUCUCAAAGUGCAGAAUUACAAGAAUGAGUCGUACCUCACCUUGUGGUCCGGCGAGAAGGCGGCGACGUCUGGCAGCGGCGUUUACUUCAUGGUGAGAAGCUCACUUCUACCGUUGCCACGGCAUACGAGUGCUGACCACCUGCGCAGAUUGAUUCUACAUACCAAGUGGCGCACAUGGUCUCCGCCGUCGGAGAUGACCUUUUCGGAGACCUGCACGAGUUCAAGAUUACGAAUGAUGAUACUGCCCUCAUUACCGUCUACAACAAGACCACUGCCGACCUCACAGGGAUGGGCCGGGGCCGCGGCCCGAAUGGCUGGAUCGUCGACAACUUAUUCCAGGAAAUCGACAUCGAGACCGGGGAACUGUUGUUUCAGUGGCGAGCUUCCGAUCACUUCAAUCCUACCGACACUUACAUGACCAAUCCUCUGGGUGGCUAUUGGGAGAGCAUUCCGUUUGACUGGUACCAUCUCAACAGCAUCGACAAAGACGCGCACGGCAACUACAUCAUCUCGUCGCGGCACUUCCACUCGGUCACCGCCAUCAGCCCGGUCGGCGAGAUACUCUGGAUCCUUGGAGGCCGUGACAACGAGUUUCAGGAUCUCUCGGACGGGCAAGCGACAAACUUCAAGUGGCAGCAUGAUGCACGCUGGUUCUCGGAAGCCGAAGGGAUCCUGACUCUGUUUGACAACAGUAAAGCGGGACCGCUGCACAUCGAUGCGCCCAGCAGCCGGGCCUUGUUCAUUCAGCUCGACAUUCCCAACCGCACUGCCAGGCUAGUGCAGUCACUCACUUCUCUCGGCGGCAUCCUGGCCUCCUCCCAAGGUUCAGUGCAGACUUCGCUGGACAACGAUCAGACGUUUGUUGGGUGGGGCUCUGCAGCUGCAUACUCGGAGUACUCGCAAGAUGGCGAGUUGCUCUGCGAAACACAUCUCGGUGCCUCCUGGUUCUACUGGUUGGAGCGCAUGAAGUCGUACCGGACGACGAAGACCUACGACUGGCACGCCAUGCCAAGAGACGCACCGCAAGUCAAGAUCGAAGAUGGCCACCUGUUGGUCAGCUGGAAUGGUGCUACUGACGUGGCUUCUUGGUCGUUGGAGAUGGCCCACAGUGUUGAGGAGGGGCAGCAGACAGAUGAACACCUCCGCGGCCUUGGCGACGCGACUGAACACUCUCCUGGAUCUGGCAAAUUUCAGAACAUCGACAUCCUACCAAAGUCGGGCUUCGAAGGCUCCUUCGACCUCCCUGCCAUGUCGGCCUCCAAGAAAGCAUAUGCACGGUACCGCGUUGCUGCACUUGACGCGUCUCGGCACGUAUUGCGGUAUUCUGAAAUCAUCGCGCACAAUGACGACAGCUCGGAGUCUUCGACUUUAGUCAUGAUAUUCAAGCUCUUCCUGAUUCUUGGCUUUUUGGUCGGUGUGAGUUUCAUUUUCAAGCACUACCAGGCGAGUGCGAGGGCGCAUGCGCAGGGCUACAGUGUUCUGGCACCUCCGACUUGGAUGGAAUGGAAUGGACCUUCUUCGUGGAGCACUAGGCGACGGUUCUCGUCAGCAACGUACGCAUGGCUUCAGGCGAGGUGGAGGAGGAUGGCUGAAAGGCCGGACUGA
Molecule: messenger RNA, 1979 nt
Organism: Lecanosticta acicola
Lineage: Eukaryota; Fungi; Ascomycota; Dothideomycetes; Mycosphaerellales; Mycosphaerellaceae
Source: the annotation of a GenBank genome assembly